Eurytemora carolleeae is the source of this 2308-nucleotide messenger RNA. Its product is annotated as tyrosine-protein phosphatase non-receptor type 2. Gene Ontology annotation, biological process: protein dephosphorylation. Bases 16 to 531 code for a protein of 171 amino acids. Gene Ontology annotation, molecular function: protein tyrosine phosphatase activity. NCBI's taxonomy places the organism in Eukaryota, Metazoa, Arthropoda, Copepoda, Calanoida, Temoridae. The transcript is spliced from 6 exons. The record is from RefSeq and is a predicted model, not a curated record.
AAUAGUUGAUAGCACAUGUGCAGCUGGUUUUGUUACCUUGUAUUGAAAUGUGCCAGGGAUAUAACGCAGCUGCAGUACAUAAAUUGGCCGGACUUUAAUGUGCCAGAGAGUCCAGACACAUUUCUAGAUUUUCUACAGAUAGUUAGAAAUACAGAAUGUUUUGAUGAAGAGUCCGGACCUCCUGUUAUUCAUUGUUCUGCUGGGAUUGGUAGAUCUGGAACUUUCUGUUUAGUGGAUUCUAGUUUAGUUUUGGCAGCUAAAGGGAAACACUUGAAUAUUCAAAUCAUUAGAUCUAUAUUGUUGAACAUGAGAACUCAAAGAAUGGGAUUGAUACAGACAGAGGACCAACUGAGGUUUUCUGUAUCUGCUAUAAUUGUUGGAUGCUCCCGGAUGACCGCUAGUGAAGUUGUUGUUAACGGAUCCGGAUCUAAGACGGACUCUGAGUCAGCUGACCGACCUGCGGGUAAACGGUUAUCUGUCUCUUCGCAUUCUCCUCCCAGCUCCAAGAAGCGUAAAAACUCUGAUUCUUGACAGUUCUGUUGCUGUAUCUUUUAUAUUUCUUCACAACAUUCAUAGCAGCCUUGGACCCCUUCUUCAAUAUAGGUUUAACUAAACCACAUGUUUAACAGUUAGAACCUUCAUAGCAGCCUUGGACCCCUUCUUCAAUAGAGAUUUAACUAAACUACAUGUUUAACAGUUAGAACCUUCAUAGCAGCCUUGGACCCCUUCUUCAAUAGAGAUUUAACUAAACUACAUGUUUAACAGUUAGAACCUUCAUAGCAGCCUUGGACCCCUUCUUCAAUAGAGGUUUAACUAAACUACAUAUUAAACAGUUAGAACCUUCAAUAUUGUUCUGCAUAAAUACUUCUUCAAUAGAGGUUUAACAAAACCACAUGUUUAACAGUUAGAUUCUUCAAUAUUGUUCUGUAUUAAUACUUCUUUAAUGGAAGUUUAACUAAACUACAUGUUAAACAGUAAAACCUUCAAUAUUGUUCUGUAUUAAUACUUCUUUUCUUAAAAGGACUGUAAAGUUUAUUUGUACAGUCACUCUCUUCAUGACAUGCCUAAUUUCCAACAGUACUUUUAAAAGCUUUGUCUAAUUAAGAAAAAAAACACUUCAAAUUAGUUUAACGACGAUAUCUUCUGCAUUUUUGAUCAGAUAAAUUUCGUAAGGGUACCUUAGUGAAUUGUGCAUUUGUUUAAUUUAGAAUCACUGGAAAAUACGACAGUCCUUUUAUUAGAAAGAAAACUACCCAUUUUGAUACCUGUUGUUUCCAGGAUUGUUAAUUACAGAUGGAACAAAAUUUCUUUCGACUUUGUUUUAUCUGUAUAAACUGUGGUUAACUUUUUCCCUAUGUAUUCAAUAGUGUUCUAUGGUAGAACCCCUCUAACCUUUGUGAUAAAAUCAUGAAUAAAAUACACAAGAUGGAGUGUUAACGCGGACUGACUGCUCAUGUAGCCAGGACGGGAUUAAGAUGGAGUGUUCAGGUGGACUGCCUGCGCAUGUAGCCAGGACAGGAUUAAGAUGGAGUGUUCAGGUGGACUGCCUGCUCAUGUAGCCAGGACGGGAUUAAGAUGGAGUGUUCAGGUGGACUGCCUGCUCAUGUAGCCAGGACGGGAUUAAGAUGGAGUGUUGACGCGGACUGCCUGCUCAUGUAGCCAGGAUGGGAUUAAGAUGGAGUGUUCAGGCGGACUGCCUGCUCAUGUAGCCAGGACGGGAUUAAGAUGGAGUGUUGACGUGGACUGCCUGCUCAUGUAGUUUUGUAUAUUUUGUGAUAAUCUAUCAUUCGACAUUUUUGGGUAUCAUAUAUGCUGUGCACAUUAAUGUCUUGUAAAACAACUCUAGACAUUGGUUCCUGUGGUUCCAGGGAGGGAGAGUGGCUAAAAUUUAGUCUCCGUAAUAUUUGAAAUUCAAAUAUUUCCUUCUUUAAGCCCACUGUGCAUUUGUACAUGAAUCUUGCGGCUUUGAGCAUCUUGAACCCGACUGGUACACGUCAACACUCCAAUCCUGUGUGAACACUCCAAUCCUGUGUAGUUUAUUCAUGGAUAGAAUCUAUGAAAAUACUUCUGUGUAGGGUUUUAACUUUAUGUUAGAUCUAUCUUGCAUAAAGGAGUUCUAUUAUGGUAUGGGAGUAAAUGAAUUAUUAAUUGGUACAAGACCAAAAAAUCUUGAAAAAAUUGUAUAAUUUUUCUGUUGUGUGUAAUAUUUAAGUUCACAUAAUUUUUUCAUUUUUUAGCAGAAUUAACAUAUUUGUUAUCCAAGUUAUGACUAGUGUUAAUUUUAAAAUAUAUAUAUGAUCAAAACGUU